ACGUUUGAGCCUUUUCCUCUUCCGUUCAGGAAGUCGUAACGCACAUUGGCAGUUGCUGUGUUGCUGUGGGUCGGCAUCAUGGGGAAGGCGAGGCGUCGGAUCGCUCCGGGUUUGAAGGCCUCGAAGCCUCACGAGGAGGAGAUGCCGGAGCCGGAGCCGGGGGCGCUGAGCCUGACGGAGGAGGCGGACGACUUCCAGGAGAAGCGGCUGGAGGAGGCGGUGCGGGCCGCCCUGGGCAGCGAGGAUGAGGCAGGCGAGGGCGAGGAGGAGGCGGAGGAGGUGCUAGGCCUGGAGCUCUCCGAAGCGGAGGAGGAAGAGGAGGAGGAGGAGGAGGAAAGCGAAGAGGAGUCCCUCGACAUGGAGAGUGACCUGGAAGAGCAGCCGGGCUCCGGCCUCCCGGAUGAGCUCGCCUGGGGCCAGAGGAAGCAGCUCUAUUAUGGCACUGAUUACGGUAAAGCCGGCUCCAAACCCAAAGCCCCCAAGAAGAGCAAAGAAGACGCCGAAGCGGAGGAGCUGGAGGAAGAGGAGGCAGCCCAGGCCAUCCAGAAAAGGCUGGCGGAGAAUCUCGGUGAGGACGACUACGGCCUGGAUUUGGUACGAUCCUAUGCCGAGAAACCCACCGAGAAAGAAUCAGGACAGAAGAUCACCCAAGAUUUACAGUCCCUUUCCAAAAAGGAGCAGCUCAAACUGUUGAAAAAGGAAUCCCCCGAGUUGCUGGAGCUGAUCCAAGACUUCGAGGCCAAGAUGACGGAGCUCCGAGAUGAGCUGGAACCACUUAUGGAGUUAAUCAGAGAUGGAGUCAUCUCAGAAGGAAAAGGCAGCCACUACUUGCAGACCAAGUACCAUCUCUAUUUGAACUACUGCUGCAACAUCAGUUUCUAUUUAGUGCUGAAAGCAAAAAGGAUACCAAUCCACGGCCACCCUGUCAUUGAAAGGCUUGUGACGUAUAGGAACUUGAUAAACGAUUUAGGAACAGUGGAUCGAAAGGUGUCCCCAGAAGUUUGCUUGCUCCUUAAAGAAUUCCAUAAUGACACAGGAAAGAGAAAGAAGUUUGUGGGUGUCAGAAAAUCUGUUGCUAAAAUUAAACCAAAAACUGUUUGUGAGGUUUCGAAUGGUCAUGCUGAUGAAGAACCUGCGGAUGAUUCAGAUUUUGAUGAGCAGGCUGCUCUGAAUUAUUACAAAGAGAUGGAAGAACAAAUAAAGCUGAAGAAAAAGAGGAAACGUGAUGAUACGGAAGGGGACGGAAAACCGAUUGUGGAAGAGGAACUGUCAGGGGAUAAGAGGGGUGCAACAUACCAGAUUCUCAAGAAUAAAGGCCUCACUCCCAGAAGGAAGAAGAUUGAUCGCAACCCAAGAGUCAAGCAUCGUGAGAAAUUUAGACGAGCCAAGAUUCGCAGAAGGGGACAGGUUCGUGAGCCACGGAGAGAAGAACAAAGAUAUGGAGGCGAGCUGUCUGGCAUUCGUGCUGGAGUUAAGAAAAGUGUUAAACUUAAGUGAUUCACUUUGCACAAGUUUUUUUUUCUGGUCGACAACAAAUGAUAUAACCUUAAUAAAUGCUUUUUUUUUAAAAAAAAGUAGCAUAUAUUCAUGUUAAGAACCACAGUCUGAAUUUAUCUGUAUUUUUAAAGGAUGGUAUCUUGUGUGCUUCCAUUAGUGUUCUCCAGUUCCCUCUCCUAUUUUAUGUUUCCUGCAAGUUACAUCUGAAAUAUCCAGGUCUCAGGGAUGUCGAGUAAAUGGGAAAUAGAGAAAAAGCUGAAAUUGUGAUUUGGGUGAAAAGGGCUUUCUAUUCAUGGCAUUCAUAGCACCGUCUCUACCCCCCCCCCCCAGAGUAUUGCAAUUUUCCAUCAAUCUUUUCUUUAUUUUUGCCAGUUCAUCUUUAGUCACUUGCUUGAGGGUUUUCUCAGUGAACAGGUUCCAGAUAAAACUGUGCUUCUGCCAUGGGGUCAUUCGUGUUCGCAAAAUCUUUUAAAGAUCUAUGUUGGGAAUUCCAGUGCCUUUGCUGUUUUUUUUAUUUUAAAAAAUACACACAAAAAGAAUGUUCAAAAUUACAUUAAAAUAUAAUAUAAAACUAGGAUAUUCAAAAAUAAAUCUGUACACUUUAUUAUAGGAAAUAAGGUUUCUUAUGGAUUAUGCAAUGCUAAUAGAAUUUGGAAUUGUUUUA
This is a messenger RNA of Anolis carolinensis (green anole), 2161 nucleotides long. RefSeq names its product UTP3 small subunit processome component (gene utp3). Gene Ontology annotation, cellular component: small-subunit processome; nucleolus. The record is from RefSeq and is a predicted model, not a curated record. Lineage: Eukaryota; Metazoa; Chordata; Lepidosauria; Squamata; Anolidae. The coding region runs from base 79 to 1497 and encodes 472 amino acids. Gene Ontology annotation, biological process: maturation of SSU-rRNA from tricistronic rRNA transcript (SSU-rRNA, 5.8S rRNA, LSU-rRNA). The transcript has a single exon.